AUGGUUGGAGCAGCUCGUCUGACUGUGAGUCCCAGCAGCUCUCAGCUGUUUGAAUAUGAUUUUGUGUCUCUGAGCUGUGAGGAGGACGACAGCUCUGCUGGAUGGACUCUGAGGAGAAACACAAGCAAACAACAGACGACUCAGUGUGGAGAUGGGUGGGGAAAACCAGCUGGUUCUUCCUGUAACUUCAGCUAUAUUGACCCAUUGGACAGUGGAGUUUACUGGUGUGAGUCCAGAGAGGGUCCCAUCAGUAACAUGGUUAACCUGACAGUCACUGGUGGAUCAGUGAUCCUGCAGAGUCCUGUCCUCCCUGUGAUGGAGGGAGAUGACGUCACUCUGCUCUGUAAAACAAAGACCACUCCCUCCAACCUCCCAGCUGCUUUCUAUAAAGAUGGCUCCCUCAUCAGGAAGCAGCCUACAGGUCACAUGACCAUCCAGCAUGUUUCCAGGUCUGAUGAAGGCCUCUACAAGUGUGACAUCAGCGGUCAUGGAGAGUCUCCAUCCAGCUGGAUCACUGUCACAGACAAACAUACAACCACACCUCCACCUACCACUACAACUAUUCCCACCGCUCCAGAUCUGACCGCUGACUCCUCACUACAGCUUGCAUUCAGAAUAGUCCUCCACCUGGUGGUGUUCUGUCCAUACCUCAUCUCCACUCUCCUCAUGAUGUCUUUAUAUCAAUGCAGAGCCAAAGGAAAUGGCAUCAGUGAUUCAACCAAGCCCACUCUGCCUGACCAGGGAUUGGAUAAUGAGCAUGAUGAUGUAAUCACUGAUGUCACCACAGAGUAUCACUUCUGA
Oreochromis aureus is the source of this 801-nucleotide messenger RNA. RefSeq names its product low affinity immunoglobulin gamma Fc region receptor II-like. Gene Ontology annotation, molecular function: transmembrane signaling receptor activity. The transcript has 5 exons. The record is from RefSeq and is a predicted model, not a curated record. The coding region runs from base 1 to 801 and encodes 266 amino acids. Gene Ontology annotation, biological process: cell surface receptor signaling pathway. Lineage: Eukaryota; Metazoa; Chordata; Actinopteri; Cichliformes; Cichlidae.